This is a messenger RNA of Cetraspora pellucida, 324 nucleotides long. The record is from the annotation of a GenBank genome assembly. Lineage: Eukaryota; Fungi; Glomeromycota; Glomeromycetes; Diversisporales; Gigasporaceae.
ACAAAUAAUAUUAUUGGAGGGUUAUUAGCAGCUGCCUUUGGAAAUAUAGUUGAAUUGAUUAUUUCGAUUUUUGCUUUAAUCCAUAAUGAAAUUGAGAUUGUUCAAACAUCUUUAUUAGGAUCAAUUAUUUCUAAUCUUUUAUUGGUAUUAGGAAUGUGUAUUCUUGUUGGUGGAUAUUAUUAUGAAGAACAAAAAUUUAAAAAGAUCACUGCACAAACUAUUUCAAGUUUGAUGACAUUAUCAUGUAUAAGUUUAAUUAUUCCAGCAGCAUUCAAUACGCUUAUUGAAAAUAAUGGAAAUAAUUCAUUAGAAAUAAGAAAAGAA